This is a messenger RNA of Neltuma alba, 1194 nucleotides long. RefSeq names its product F-box protein At5g07610-like. The coding region runs from base 1 to 1194 and encodes 397 amino acids. Gene Ontology annotation, molecular function: protein binding. NCBI's taxonomy places the organism in Eukaryota, Viridiplantae, Streptophyta, Magnoliopsida, Fabales, Fabaceae. The record is from RefSeq and is a predicted model, not a curated record. The transcript has a single exon.
AUGCCGACAGAUAUCAUGGAUCAGCUAUCAAGUGCCGAAGUCAUCGGAGAGAACGAGAAUUUGCUCAUUGAAAUCCUCAUUCGCGUUCCUGCAAAAGCCCUGAUUCGAUUCAAGUGCGUCUCCAAGGGCUGGCUUUCCCUCAUUUCUCACCCCGCUUUUUGUCGUCGCCACACCCUCCACCACCCCACUUCCAAGGUCUCUGGCAUCUUCCUGCGGUGCACUCCCAGGGGCUCCCAAUCUGACUUCCAAUUUCUCUCUCUCACCUCCAACUGCUCCGUUUCUCCCCUCAAUUCCCUCCAUUUCUCCCCCGACCUUAGCGGCAUCAGGAUUCUGCAAUCCUGCAAUGGCCUCCUAUUAUGCUCGUCUCUGGGGAAAUUCGGGACUCCUCGAAGAUAUUCUGUUUAUAACCCCACUACCAAACAAUUCUUGGUUCUUCCUCUAUCUUAUCAACCUGUCCAACAAUCUAUCGCCAUUUUUGGGGUUAAUCUAGCUUUUGAUCCGACCAGAUCGCCUUAUUAUACCGUGGUCUGCGUUAGGGCCAUGGUCGAGUCCUGCUACUUUUAUCAGAUUAUGAUAUACUCCUCGGAAAGUGAAACUGGAAAUUGGAGGCUAUCUGGUUCUCCCUUUAAUGCUCCCUACGAUAUGGCUUUCGGGGACGGAGUGUAUUGGAAUGGCGCAAUUCACUGGACUAGCCCAAAAGGCUCGUCACUCUAUUUCGAUCUCACUCAAGAGUGCCUCAGAACAAUGCCUAACCUGCUACAUUCAGGCGGUAGCUAUUGUCUCGCAGCAGCUUGUGGCCAUUUAAAUCUGAUACAAACGGGCGGGCCUCGUUCUGCUCAGAUCCAAGUCUCUCAGAUGGAGAGGGACUACUCCGAGUGGUCACUUAAGUACCAGGUGGAUCUGGCGGAGCAUGAACGUGCAUUGCCAGGAAUGAUCCGGGUUCGGAACGGUCAUCACCCUCUUGGUUCGCGUUCUUCUCCGUCGUAUAACUUCCUUGUACUCUCUUUAAUCCCGGAUGAGAAUGAAGAGCAUCCUUCUCUUUUACUUCAUAUACCUGGUAAGCUCAUUUCUUACCACUUUAAAGAUGAAACAUUUGUGACUAUUUGUGACUUAAUGCUCUCUCCAACCCACGGUUCCUUACAAUUCGGGUGGCGCGAUGCUUAUCAGUUUAUUGAAACCUUAGCUUGUGUGUAA